Molecule: messenger RNA, 1281 nt
Organism: Penicillium verrucosum
Lineage: Eukaryota; Fungi; Ascomycota; Eurotiomycetes; Eurotiales; Aspergillaceae
Product: putative proline oxidase Put1
Exons: 2
Coding region: 1-1281 (426 amino acids)
Cellular component (GO): mitochondrion
Molecular function (GO): FAD binding; proline dehydrogenase activity
Source: RefSeq, a predicted model, not a curated record
AUGCCGGAAAUCAAACCGCCGGUCGUGGUCUCAUCUAUGGCCCGGAUCCCGACAAGACUACUGCUACGUUCAUUGCUUUUGACUUCCUUGAUGACAUCCAAAUUAUUCUUACGACCUGCUCUAGCCGUAAUGGGCGUCCUUGCGACAUCGAAAUCCGCACUAUUGAACCCAGAUCGGAACCUCCCUUUAAACAAGUUUCUUCGCUGGACGGUCUACAAUCACUUUUGUGCUGGAGUGAACAGAAAAGAAGUCUCGAAAACCGUGGCAGACAUUAAGAAGAUGGGUUAUCAGGGCGUCAUCUUGGGGUAUUCAAAAGAGAUAGUGCUGGAUCAGGAAGAAAUGCUUUCGACCGAUGCGUCUGGGACAUCAAAAUAUAGCGAAAAGUGCUAUCAGAUGAUUGACGAGUGGAAGGAGGGAACAUUGGAGACACUACGUAUGGUUGGGACGGGCGACUUCCUUGCCGUGAAAUUGACAGGUGCCGGGCCCAUUUCAGUGGAUGCAAUGGCAGCAUGCCAGAGUAUGCCAGAGGCUCUGGUUAAAGCCAUGGAUGAGAUUUGCAUUGCGACAGAAAAGCAGGGCUCACGUCUCUGGUUGGAUGCAGAGCAACAAGUCUUGCAACAUGGCCUUGAUGAUUGGGCCAUUGAAGUGAUGCGCAAACAUAACAAAUCUGAAACUCCAAUCGUUUACAACACUAUUCAGGGCUAUCUCAAGGGAUCAAAGGCGAACCUUGACCACCAUCUUACGUUGGCUGCGCAAGAGGGCUGGUCUCUGGGUAUCAAAUUGGUCCGAGGGGCGUAUAUUGAGCAUGAGACCCGCUCUCUUAUUCAUGACACACAGGCGGAUACGGAUCGGUCUUACGAUCUCAUUGCAGACACCUUACUUUGUCGAAGAAUGCCUGCUGGGAAGGGGAGCCUUCCAUUCCCCAAGGCCGCUCUUUUCCUCGCCACCCACAACGCUGCUAGUGUAACCAAAGCAAUUACCACGCACCAGAAUAGGCUUAUGGCCAACCAACCCACAAUCAUGUUGGAAUGUGGACAAAUUCAAGGCAUGGCUGACGAGCUCAGUUGUGAACUGGUGCAAAACUACGAACGUGCUCUCGAGCAAUCAUCUGCUGCCAACCUGACCGUGCCAAAAGCUUUCAAAUGCAUGGCUUGGGGUUCAGUUGCUGAGUGCAUGGGAUAUCUGCACCGCCGAGCAAUCGAGAAUCGCGGGGCAGUGGAACGAACACAACACAUGGUGACCGCAUUGCGUCGUGAGUUGUGGCGAAGGAUCGUCGGAUGA